AUGGCACCGCAACUCACAGAAGAAGAGAUUGAUGACCUCGUUUAUUUUGCUCGCGCUGGUGAGGAUGUUGACCUCAUGGAGACUGUGACGGCGCUGGCCGAGCGUGAAAAGGCUGCGCCCGCCGUCAUUCUCAUGGCGACCAAGGACGAAGGCAAAUCCACAGUGCUACACAUGGCCAGCGGCAACGGACAUUUAGAAACCGUUCGCAAAGUCAUCCAGUGCUUUGACGAAAGACCAAAAGAGGAGAAGCAGGCAUUUUUGGACGAGCCCAAUGAGCAUGGCAACACCGGGAUGCAUUGGGCGGCACUCGGUGGCCACCUGGAUACGGUGAAGCUGCUCAUGGAGCACGGCGCCUCGCCCGCGCUCGCCAACGAGCGCGACUACGUGCCGCUGGACUUGGCCAACCAGAGCGAGAAGACUGAGGUUUCGCAGUAUUUCCUGUCUUUCCUCAAGAAGCUUGAGAGUGAGAACACCGACGAGGGUCUGAACAACGCGACGGCUUCCAUCGAGGUGGAGGAGACUGUGGAGGAUGGCAAGCCCGAGGCCAGCUCAUAA
This is a messenger RNA of Akanthomyces muscarius, 555 nucleotides long. RefSeq lists its product as uncharacterized. The transcript is spliced from 2 exons. The record is from RefSeq and is a predicted model, not a curated record. Bases 1 to 555 code for a protein of 184 amino acids. Gene Ontology annotation, molecular function: protein binding. NCBI's taxonomy places the organism in Eukaryota, Fungi, Ascomycota, Sordariomycetes, Hypocreales, Cordycipitaceae.